AUGGCUAGUGGAGAUCUUCCUCGGAUUUGGAAUCAAUUUCUCGACGCUGCAAAGAAGGGAACUAACAAAGGACGAUCUCGUUCUUAUAAGAAAAGCUUAUGCAAGGCUGCGUUGAAAUUUUCGGAUAAAUUACUUGGAAGCGGAUAUAUCAACGAAGACAGAUAUGAUUUGUGGGAGGAAUGCAUCGGCAAAGUUUGUGCGGUUCUUGAAGGAGACGAUGAUAUGAUUCAGAGUAAGUACUUGGCUAUGUUUUCUAAGUUAGAAUAAUUUUUACAGGAACCGUUCGUGAAUACUUCUUGGGCCUGCAUUCUGGAGAAUUGUCAGAUUUUUCGAUCGAAUUUACUGGUAAUAUAAUGUUUAUAUUGAUAUGAAUACUAUUUGUUUUUUAAAUUUUUUAAACAAACAUUAUGUUUCAAUUAAUCUUUUUUUAAGCCAUAAAAUUUUAAUAAAAUUCGUUUUUAGAUAAAAGCGAAGGGACGUCAAUUGGUAAUAUAUGUGAAGUCAUGUUUUCUGGCAUGCGUCGGCGAUUCUUCAUCAAAUGCCACCAGAGAGGCCUACGUUCAACUUCCUUAUCCAUUGCGAAUCGAUACAGUAGCGUAAAUCGGCCAUUCGUUCAAGAAAUUUAUGUAUACGAGGUAUUCUAUUGAAUUAAUUGAACAAAACUAACAUUUUAUUAUAUUAUAAUAUCUGUUUUAAUUUAUAUUUUUAGUUACUGUCGUUGAUCAAAGUCGGCGGAGAAGUCCAUUUUCCCCUCCCAAUAACCGAUACCAAGAAAGCUCUAUACAUUGCAACAGAGGAGAUCAACUUUACAAUCGCAAAACAAUUGACGGCACAAACCGUGAAUUCCAACGCCAUGAUCCUUGUGGACUUUCUCCAAUUCAUCCUGCGUUUGGAGGACGUCGGUACAAACGGAGGAAAUUACGGACAAACCGAUGAAGGAGACGCAGUUGUCGUCGAUUUUUGGUAAUUUUUGUUUUGUUAAAAAUUCUAAAUAUAACCUGUUUUAUUUUAGGGUUAUUCCGAAGGAUGAUUAUGUGCAUACGGAUGAUCAAUGUUCUCAUUUUUGGAAUGCGCUACACAACUGUAACUCUCGACUGAUCUCCGAUGUCUUGAAGAGGGUGACCAUAGAGCAAAGAAAAGAAAUAAUUAAUGGAGCAAUCGAAAAAUGGAAUCUGCUACAAAGCAUUGAACAGGCUAAAUCUCUGGUAGAACAAUUUCUUAUUAAAAAUGGAGGAAGGAUAGAAGUCAGUGGCGAUCUUAGUCGAUACGUUCGCGAUGUUAAAUCCAAUGUAGAGAAAUUGAUUAAGUAGUUUGUUUGAAUACCGAAAUGUGAUUAUUACUUCAUGUAAUUGUUUGUUUUUCAUUGAUGCAGUAAAAUAAAUAAAACACUUUUUAUUGCUUUGCAACAGUUUUAAAACCAUGACCAGUAAUUAUUCCUUUCAGAAAUACUUGGUUCUCUUUGGUUAAUUUAUAUUUGGUCUUUUAUGUUUUGGUCUUUUAAUUGUAGUAUGACUGUUCUCAUUUUAUGACAAUUUUAAACUCUGAUCGGAAUCAGCUAAUCGUGUCUAAAUUUAUAAUACCUACUUCUUUUUCUUCAAUUCUUUGUGGUGGUAGAGUGUCUCUCAUAAAUACUCGGAAGUUUCUCAUCUUUAAUAAUUUAACAUGUUCUUCAAGAUCAAUAUUUGUUAGACUUGCUAGGUUUUUAUCGAAUCUUAGAUUCUCAAACUAUGUAUAAUUUUGUUGAUGUCCACACUACGCAGAACAUUAAUAAUUCCGUUAGGAACUUUUUGAAGUUCUCGCGGGAGACAUACUUUCUUGUGAUUGUACAAUUGUCAUUACCCAUUACCCAUUACGAAGUUCAAAAUUUGUUCAGAAGUUAACAUUUUGAACGAGAAUUUAAAAAAACGAAAAAAAAAUGAUGACAAAAAAUUAUAAUUCAAAGUCUGUAUGUAGACGUCUUUACAGGUUUCGAAAAAAUGUUGGAGGAAAAAAUAAAAAAAUUUGAAAAAAAAAGUUCGCCUCGGGCCGGGACCGAACCCGAAACCUAAAAUUUUAAAGACGAGCUCGCUAACCACUCUGCCACCCGUUGUUAUUUUUCUUGCCCGCAAAUGUUUGACAUAUGAAACAAUGAGAAAUAUGGCGUAUUUUCGAUGGUGAAAAACUCGUUUUGGGUGCAAUUGUGGCAAUUUUGAAAACGAAUUCGAGAUCAGCGAGUUCGAAUCUAUAUGUGUACCAAGUCUCAUUAAAAGUUUAUUCCGGGACCUUAUACACUUUCCUUGUGAGGAAAGACGUCAAGAGUUUGUAGAUUAUUACAAUAAAAGAAUUCAAGAUGAAAUAGAGAAUCCUAAACUUCCAAAAGUUCCAAAACCUGGAGAUGAGGUUAAAAAGAGUAAAGGAAUAAAGAAAAAUGUUGUCAAGAAGUUAAAAGUUGAAGAUUUUCGAGAAAGUCUUUUUAAUAAGAGUAUUGUUAGAAAGAAACAAUGUUGUAUUCGAAGUAUCAAACAACAAUUAUACACUCAAGAAUAG
Caenorhabditis angaria is the source of this 2526-nucleotide messenger RNA. The record is from the annotation of a GenBank genome assembly. NCBI's taxonomy places the organism in Eukaryota, Metazoa, Nematoda, Chromadorea, Rhabditida, Rhabditidae.